Pseudonaja textilis is the source of this 447-nucleotide messenger RNA. The record is from RefSeq and is a predicted model, not a curated record. NCBI's taxonomy places the organism in Eukaryota, Metazoa, Chordata, Lepidosauria, Squamata, Elapidae.
AUGCAAGAGGCGAUGAUCGCAGGUCACGCCCUCAAGUGGACCUUCGUCUUCUACUUCCUCGCUCACAUCCCGUGGAUGUUAUUCAAUCGAUAUGCCUUUCUGUCCCAGUUUUUCACCUGGUACACAACUACCUUCAAGGAUCCACUAAUGGGGAAUCCCGAGCCCUUAUUUCGCUCCCUUCUUUACAUGGAAACCAUUCUGGAACUGAUUUUCUUCCCCACUGCCACCUAUGCUUUCUGGAAAGUUGCCUGGCCCAGAUCCUGUUUGCUGAUUUCCCCAGCCCAGGAACCCUGGAGAAACACCUCUCCUCUCUCCACUGCCUUUGCUCCUUUCUUAGUCGUUCCCCUCCUGAUGCUGCUUCUGGUGCGCUUCAGCCCUGCUUACAACCAAGUGGAAAAAGAGAAAAAGAAGUAAAGGCAUUGGCUCUUCUUCUCCUGCAGGAAGGGA